Pelagomonas calceolata is the source of this 2137-nucleotide messenger RNA. Lineage: Eukaryota; Pelagophyceae; Pelagomonadales; Pelagomonadaceae. The record is from the annotation of a GenBank genome assembly.
AUGAAUAACGUGCGGGUUUCUCGCGCUCACAGGAGCCCUCUGACCUUGCCAGAGGACCGGUCCACAGCACUUCCUGAAUGUUUUGAGCUUUGGAUUCAAAAGGCUCUGCGGCGGUGACAGCAGAGCAAAAAGGGCAGCUUCAAAAAAAGGGCAGCCUAAAAUGCGCCGCCUAUACAUAGGCGUGCUCUCACUACUGCGCAUCGAUGCGGCCACGAUCGAUGCCGUCCGCCGGACCUCGAAAGCAGCGGUGUACGGCGCCGCCAAUGCGAGCCACGCCCAGCACUACGCGGCGACGUUCGCGUCGCUGCGAUGCGGGCGGCACGCGGACCGAUUCCUCUUCCUGGACGAGCCCGCGCCAGCGUCGUCGGUCGCUCUGGCCGCGAUCGGCGUGCACGUUAUUGUCGCCGACGGGAACGUCGCGCCGGCGGCGCUGGCCCGUUUGGGCUACGAGACCGCCUUGUACGUCGCUGUGGAUGUGAUCGCGGGGCCGGAGUUCUCUUGCGCGUCGCUCGUCGAAGCGACCUGUGCGAUAGGCGACGGCGUCCGCGCCUACGACCUGAGAAAAGGGUGCGAAGGGAACGCCUCGUUGCCGCCAGCAUGGAACCACCUCGUGCGCUUGGUGAAGCCCUGGGACGACGAGCGGUGGCGCGCCUGGGCGCGGAAUACGGCCUGGCCGCCAACAUAUAUAGAGAUCGACGAAAGGUGCGGCUGCGGGGACCUCAUGGUACCUGAGUGCGCGGCGGGUGGCUGCACCUGGUCGCGCGACCGAGGCACGCGCGUGGUGUCACCUGUCUCGAUCAAGUUCACGACGACUGGCGACCUCGCGGGCCUGCGGAUCUGCUUCCGCGUUGAUGGUAUUGAAGGCGGCUGCGUCGAGGCGCCGGCGCCGAUGGCGCGUUCAAUAAACUACGGCUUCGUCACGUAUCCUCUAUAUUUGCGGCCCGGCGGCCACGCCGUCGAGGCGUGGCUCGAUAGCGUCGCGCCGUCGCACGACGUCGUAUCCAGUACGUUCGAGGUCACCGCCUUCUGCGAGCGCGACCCGGGCGGGGCGCACCCCUGCAACCGCGACGAGGCCGUCGACCAGAAGGGCGACGUCCCUUUCGUCGCCGUCGCCGGCUGCGAGGGCACGGGCCACGCCCUGCUGCGCAACCUGAGCAUCGACGAGUGGGAGCGCCGGGCGACCCCAGAAACGCCGCUCUUCGCGACCUCGAGCUACCCCCACUCGCAGCCGCGGGACGUCGAGCGGCGGCCGAACUUUGCGGUCGCCAAGCCGGAUUUUAUCGUGGUCCUGUGGCGCGAGCCGGCGCGGGCGGCUUUAUCGGCCGCGCGGCGCUUCUUCCGCGGCGGCGACAUCGUCCUGGCGUGCGACUCGUUUACAAGGAACGCCGACGCGCUCUUCGGGCAGUUGUUUGCGCUAGAAGCGCCGACGCUGCGAGUCACGUACGAAGUCGUCGUGGCGCGGCCCGCGGAGACAGUGCGGGGCCUGGCGCGGUUCCUCGGACUGGAGGAGCCUUCCGUCGCGGGUCGAGUGGUCAAGGCCACAGCUGUAAACGAGACGAAGCUCGCGCUCGCGCGGCGCCUCCUGGCGCCACGGGCACCUUACUGGGAGAAGUCUCUCGACGCGCUGGCGCCGACCGAGGCCGCCGACUACGCGACGGACGCGGCGUCGACGCGCGCGGAGAUCAAGAAGCUCACGGCGGAAUUGAACGAGAUCGGGGAACUGCUGAACCAGAUCGCCGAGGUGACAGAACCGGAUCUGUUCGCGCGCGGCGUCGCAAAACACGAGGCGGGCGACCGCGACGGGGCGGCGGAAGCCUGGCUCGCGUACCUGGAGAGCACCGAUAAUUGUGAAGGCCGCGCCGCCGACGCGCACUACAACCUCGGGGUCUUCUUCGACGAGAAGGGCGAGCUGGACGUGGCGGGCCGGAUGUACGCCGGCGCGCUGACCUGCGCGCCGUCGCACGAGUCGGCGCUGCAGAACGCGGGGGCCAACGCGAUCAAUCGCGGCGAUACGACGGCAGCCGUCGCGUUCUUCGAGCGGGCCUACGCGCUGAAUCCGUCGGACGUGCACGCGUCGAACCUGGCGGUGGCGAGGGAGCGUGCUUCUUUUGUUGUUGAUGAUGAUGAUGGUAAGUAG